AUGUUUGUUCGUCCCAAAUCUGAUCGAAGAAUGCUGUACCAACAGCUCAAAAACUCAUCAGUUACUGUUAUUGUAGAAGCAUCAAGUGAAGAAAGCUUUAUUGGCACGGGUGCUGUUUGGGAUUCAAGUCACAUUGUGACAUGUUACCAUAUCCUUCGUGACAAUCCAAAGAGUAUUUUAGUCAGUGACAUGAAGGAUGUCUAUCAGAUAGAUGAACGAUUAUUUACUGCUGUUCUAGUAGAUGCUUUCCCGGAAAUUGAUAUAGCUCUUAUUAAGCUAGUUGACAAUGAGAAAAUUCAUAUUAAUCCUGUUAUUCGAGCAGAUGUACAAGAGGUUUUUGUUGGGGAUGAGGUUUUUGCUAUUUGUAGCGUGUUAGGAGGAAAACUACCAAAAUCUUAUUUAGACGGGGUAAUUUCUGGAGUUGAUAGGAAUGCGAAAACUGAGAUGGGUGUGAUGAUUCCCGGGGUUUUGCAAACAACAGUUGCGUCAGUGGAGGGGUGUAGUGGUUCACCUUUGUUCACCGAUUCGGGCUAUUGCGUUGGAAUAUGCUUUGGUGCACUAUGCCCAUCAGUUGCAUUUGCGAUUCCCAUAAAUAUGGUACAUGAUGCAAUAGCAAAAUUCAUGGAGUUUCAGUUUUCAUCUCAUAACUUGAGUUCUGUUUCUAAAUGUGGUUAA
Solanum pennellii is the source of this 675-nucleotide messenger RNA. RefSeq names its product protease Do-like 8, chloroplastic. The record is from RefSeq and is a predicted model, not a curated record. The transcript has 4 exons. Lineage: Eukaryota; Viridiplantae; Streptophyta; Magnoliopsida; Solanales; Solanaceae. Bases 1 to 675 code for a protein of 224 amino acids.